AUGGACGGAGCUACCUACGCCUUACGAAUAUCAGACAAGCAGGAUACAGGCUCAUGCAAUUAUGCUGCUCUCAGGCUGAUCCGUUCUGACGGUGUCACAUUGGGUCGCACUCUUUACGGAGGCAGUUGGACACUCGAUUUAAAGAUGAGCAUGAGCAAGCCAGAACUCUUACUUGGCUUUAAUGAAACAAGUCUAUUCGGCAUUGACCUGCUUAGUGGCAGCGUCUGGAGGGCGGGUCAGAACAACUUAUCUGAUGAUUCCAAAGAAAAUCUGCGGCUUCCAGUACGUCUAAAUGGCCAUGAAAAUGGUGUUAUCCAAAUCCGACACAGCAUCAGUUCAGGCCAGAGACCAGAAAUCAUCGUCGACGCCAUGAAGGAAUUGGGCUUCAUUGUAUCUAUAGUCCAAGCUGAAGCUGGACAAGGAGUGCCAAUCCGCAUUCGGAUGAAUAAGUGGUAUCAUGGACGGGUAAUUGGACUUCUUGGAAACUCUGAUGGAGAAGCAAACAAUGAUAUUGUUACUACUAAUCCAGUUCAUCCGGUAGGCAGUUCAACAGAAAAGAGUCGCAUAUCGGUUGGAGUUAAUAAGCAUGGCGACAGAAAAACUUGGAUGUCAAAGGCUCUAAAGUAUCAUGUAGUCGAUAAGUACAUUGAGAGCACUACUUUAUCAAGCUCGGAAGAAAAGAAAUGCCGACUGGUACUUGAUGAAGGCAUAAAUUAUGCGACAGAAUCAGCAACCAUACAGGGAAUUAUUGAUAUGUUCAGCAAUACGCCUAAGUGUGGCUUCUUACUUAGGGCUCCUAUUUCUCCGUUUGCUCAUUGCUUUGAUGCGGUCAACGUACAGCCAUAUCUUAGGUUAUGCAACUUAUUGAAGGACCAGGGUACAUACGCCGUCAUCCAGUUAUAUGCAUCCGCAUGCAGUGACGCAAAAGUCAAUAUACCGCAGAAUGUGCCAUGGCCAUCUGCAAAUAGUGUGAAUUUCUCAACGGUACCCGUGGUAUUUAUAGUUAAUCAUGAUAGCUUCCGCACCAAUGCUCAAAUGCUUAAGGCUAUUCAAGGUCUAUCUAGUCUAUCAAAAGCUAUAACUAGCGGCCAUGAUCAUCUACACAACCCAAUAAAAGUAACAUUUGGGCUGAUCGGUUUCUCGGAUAGCCUGCUGACCACCGUGAUAUAUGGUCAUUCAACAAAAGCCUCAUCUUCCUGGUUGACAACUGCAAGUUUGGCAGAGCUUGAUUCCAGCCUAGAACGUCUCAUUGACAAUUCAUCUAUCUUAUGCGAGAGAUCCAUUCAGGAUGCGUCAGUUACAGGCCUUUCUGGAUACGCAGAUGCCACUGAACUAGCACUGAAAAUGGUAUCACUAAUCGAAUUUCAUAGUCCACCGCUGUUUGUAUUGAUAGCCGGUGACAGCGGAUGCCCACGAGCCAACCUAUCAACUGAUCACGAGACAAAGAUCACAAAUGAGUUAAUCGAGUCGCAGGCUAAUCUAGUAUUUGCUUCUGAAUUUAACUACCGCGAGCCACCUGGUGGUCACCGCAGUCUUUUGGGAGUCGAUCGUUACCACGCCUAUUCACCCCGACAUCCAGGUGGACGCCGCCUAGCUGGAAUUGAGGCGCCGCGACCGCCCGAGGAUGCCUGUGCAUCCUGGGCUUUGGAGUCAGCUGCCUGGGGCCUAGCUUGGGACGUGCGCACGUUCCCUGAUGAGAUAAGCAAGCGUCUCGUCAUGCAAGCAGUAUCCCUGUCAGCAAAACAAACUAUUUCAUGA
This is a messenger RNA of Protopolystoma xenopodis, 1758 nucleotides long. Lineage: Eukaryota; Metazoa; Platyhelminthes; Monogenea; Polystomatidea; Polystomatidae. The record is from the annotation of a GenBank genome assembly.